GCGCACGGAGAGGUGGUGGCGGGCACCAUGGAGGAAAGGCCACAGUUUGUCGGCGGAGGGGUGUGCGCAGCUGUCUACCCCGACGCCUCCGCCGGAUUCCCCCCGCACCUCCAGGCGGGAGCGAUGCGGCGCCGCUUCUGGGGCGUGUUCAACUGCCUGUGCGCCGGCGCAUUUGGAGCCUUGGCUGCCGCCUCCGCCAAGCUGGCCUUCGGCAGCGAGGUGAACGUGGGCUUCUGCGUCUUAGGCAUUAUUGUGAUGGCUACCACCAAUUCUCUGAUGUGGACGUUCUUUAGCCGGGGCCUCAGUUUCUCCAUGUCUUCAGCCGUUGCAUCUGUCACAGUGACUUUUUCAAAUAUCCUCAGCUCGCCUUCUGACCCUCGGCCACAGGGAGAUGCUUCCCAGGGAACCAGGCCUGUGACCGAGAAGCCUUGUGGGUGGACAGCUCCGGCUUCUGUCAGGGGAAGUACACCGCAGCAGUGUUCUGCCCGAAGCCUUCUCGGUCCGUCUGCUCGGUGCUGCUGAUUCUCACGCUCCACAACCCACCCGGUGAGCCACGGCAGGUGGGGGAGACCCUGGGGUUGGUGGGCUUCCUGUAUGGACUUGAAACCAUGCUGUAACUGCAGUCCUGUUGCCUAACAAAGGCCAGGCGUGGAAUUUUGGCAUCAGUGACUGGUGGGGCUUUCGACAACUUCACACUGAUAUGUCAGGCCGUCAGCGUCAUGCUUCUGGAUUAUGGCAAGAGAAGGAAAAUUAGA
This is a messenger RNA of Kogia breviceps (pygmy sperm whale), 755 nucleotides long. Lineage: Eukaryota; Metazoa; Chordata; Mammalia; Artiodactyla; Physeteridae. The record is from RefSeq and is a predicted model, not a curated record.